Messenger RNA from Anastrepha obliqua, 3737 nucleotides. Its product is annotated as probable sodium/potassium/calcium exchanger CG1090. The transcript has 7 exons. The record is from RefSeq and is a predicted model, not a curated record. Gene Ontology annotation, molecular function: calcium channel activity; calcium, potassium:sodium antiporter activity. Gene Ontology annotation, cellular component: membrane. Gene Ontology annotation, biological process: intracellular calcium ion homeostasis; calcium ion transmembrane transport. Lineage: Eukaryota; Metazoa; Arthropoda; Insecta; Diptera; Tephritidae. Bases 437 to 2425 code for a protein of 662 amino acids.
CGAUGUGAAAACCUUUUCGGUGACAUCGCAAAUGGUGCUAGUCGUGGUGCAAGUGGAGUCUAAAUAAUCGAAUUGAAAAAAGCGCAGCUCGUAUGACCGAAUAAAAAUCAACAACGAAAAGAAGACGAGACAACAAAAGUGUUUCACCUUUUAUAAGCAUACAUUUUUUAUUGAAAUGUUCAAUUUUGACGCGAAAACAACGUAAGCUAUUAUCCACACAACGGUGUAAUACGACUUGAAUAAGACUUAAAAGUUCAAAUGCAAACGCAAGUGACAGUGAAAAUAAGAUAAACGAAAAUAGCAUUGCGACGAACGAACGAAGUUAAGUAGGCGUAAGCUGAGAAUAUCCUUUGAGGAAACAAUCAAAGGAACAAUAGCGCAGCAGAGACAAAGCUAAAAUAAUCGCGACAACUACAAGCAGCCAUAAAACAAUAAAAUGAUUGUGCGAAGAAGAAGCCGACGUGCACGCAUGUGGAAUAUGGGAUUGUUGUUCCUUAUCUACUACUGCGUUACUGUGUAUUCGGCCAAGAAUGACGAAAAGCCAGAUAAUAUGUUUAAUCCCGAGAAUUUGCAAGGGGAUGGGGAUAGCGCAUUAGAUGAAGGCGCUGAAAAGGGGCCUUCGGAUGUCGAUGUCCCGGACGCAGAUGUAAUGGAUACUACUCUGGGACCAAGUGACACAACGGAAUCUAGCGUUAUGUCUACAACACCUACACACACUGCUGCCAAACACGCCGUUCCCACUUGGCGCCCAAAACGAAAUUGCACUCCACCAGCUAUUGAACAAUUUCCUCAGCCAUUGAUGGGCAAAUGGGGACGUCAACAUGGUGGACUCGUUAUACAUGUCAUCGUUGCCAUUUAUACGUUCUUCGGCCUGGCUAUCGUUUGUGAUGAAUACUUUGUCGCCAGCUUAGAUCGUUUGUGUGAAGAAUUGAAACUGGCACCCGAUGUGGCGGGCGCCACUUUCAUGGCGGCAGGCAGUUCAGCACCCGAGCUGGCCACUGUGGUGAUUGGUGUGUUCUUCGCCAAGGAUGAUAUCGGCAUUAGUGGCGUUAUUGGUUCGGCGGUAUUCAAUAUCAUGUUUGUGAUAUCGGUUUGUGCACUCUGUUCCGGAACUGUGUGCCAAUUGAAUUGGUGGCCCUUAGUGCGUGACUGCUUCUUCUACAGUCUUUCUAUACUAGUGAUGCUGAUCAUCAUUUUCAAUGACGUUAUAUCUUGCUACGAAUCGGUGUUCAUGUUGCUAUGCUAUGUGGGAUAUUGCGUUGCUCUACAUUUUAACACGGAACUGGAGCGGUGGGCUUUGUCGCUAAAUUUGCCAUUCAAGUUGCCCACCAAGGAGGAACAAUCAUCGCUGGUGACAUAUAAAAAUAUGCCUGAUAGUUCGUAUACUCAAGGCACACAACAACAACAGCAAACGAGUUUAACACAGGAUGGGGCAUCUGGAUCUCAACAACAACAACAGACAACGAGUGAUUAUCAAAGCUAUGGAGAUCCAAAUUCCAGUUGGGACCCAAACGCCGCAUGGGCCGAGGAACCGUCGACAAAUCCAGUGGGAGUCAGUGUUAGAUACGGCCAACCACCAGGGGAAGAUGACUGGGGCACGAAUACAUUUACCACCUCAGGUCCGGGGCUUGGUCAAGAAAAUAUGGCAUACAAUCCCGAUCAACCGGAUGCAGUCGUCACACAAUCAACUACAAACGGUGACGGCAGCAAGCCUGUUGUCGGCAAACCUCAACCAGCUGGCGUAGAAUAUUACAAAUCGGCUGAUAGAUCGAAAGAGGCACGCCCCAAUCCAUUGGAACGUCCCACGGAAGGCGGACUUCCAACACUGAUCGCCUGGUAUGUCGUCUAUCCCAUACAUUAUUUGUGCAAGAAAACAAUGCCCGAUUGCCGAACCGAGCAAUACCGCAAUUGGUAUCCAUUCACAUUUUUCGUAUCGAUGAUUUGGAUCUCGUUCUAUUCAUAUUUUAUGGUUUGGAUGAUAACGGUGAUCGGUUCAACUUUAGCCAUACCGGACACGGUUAUGGGAUUGACAUUUGUUGCUGCUGGUGUAUCUGUGCCCGAUGCCCUAAGCUCAAUAGCGGUAAUCAAAGAAGGUUUCGGCGACAUGGCCGUAUCGAAUGCGAUUGGCUCGAAUGUCUUUGAUAUCCUAGUGUGCUUAGGUCUUCCGUGGUUUAUACAAACGGCCAUAAUAAAGCCAGGCUCGCACGUCAAUGUCAUCUCGAAAGGUUUGGCAUAUUCCACUUUGUCGCUUUUCUCGACGGUCAUCUUCCUCAUCUUAUCCACACAUUUGAAUGGCUGGAAAUUGGACAAACGACUUGGCAUUAUACUGAUGAUUUGGUAUUUGUGCUUCAUAACACUGGCUUCGUUGUACGAACUGAAUGUAUUUGGAUACAUGAACCCACCGGAAUGCGCCAGUGAUUACUAAAUAAAUAAAUGUGGCUGUAAUAAAAAUAUAAUAAUAACUCAGAUGAAGCUAAGCACACAACAAGCUAUUAUAAUUCCAAAUCAAAAAUACACAGGACUACUGUGCAUGCACACACACAUACAUACAUAUAUGCAAGUAUGUGUGUCUCUUUCAAUAAGUUGAAAAUAAAUGGGUCGACGUCAAGACGGUUUCGCAGAUUAUGUAUGAGGCAUAAAAGCAAAGUGCAACGAGCAUGUUCCCGCUACAGAUACAUACAUACAUACAUAUGGGCACAUACAAACCUUCCUGUAUAUGAUUGAUAUGUAAAGGUUUUACUCAGAUCAACAACACAUUGACUCAGCAAGCCGCAUGUGUCGGCGGGUAAGCUUGAAUUGGAUUUUAUUGUGUUGGCAAGCGGUUGGCUGUGCAGCGAAGCUGGACAAAUGCAUUUGUUAAGUUUAUUCCACGCUUUGAUAUCUCGUCUUCUUCAAUCACCAGCAACAUUCGCAUCCGCAAUGGCAUAGAGCAACAGAAUAGAGCUGUACGUCCGAGUGCGUCAGAGUCAGCACCAAGAUUCAUAGUAUCUCAUUACAUACCAGUGUUCACUGGACUUACAUACAUACAUACAUACAUACCUACAUGCAAUAUACAAGUGACAUACAUACGAAUAUAUAUGUACAUACAUAGACGACUGCAAGACAUACUGCAUUAAUCAGCAGCGCUUAGAAACCAAAUAGCGAGGGGAGGUUUGGGUUGGGUAGCGAGCGAUAGUUUGUGAAUCGACUAAAGAAAUCAAAUCAAAAAUAGGCAUCCAAGUCAAUUUCAUGAUUUGAAAACUAGUUGUGUGGUUUUUGUUAUUCACUUGUUUUACACCACUACGCAUUCUUCGAUGAACCUCCCCACUCCCCCACCCUCCCGUCAUCUUAUUGCGUCUCUCAGUAUACAUGUGUGAGUGUGUUACACAAUUAAAACUUCCAGGUGUUGCAAAUAUGAAAACCAAGAAACAAAAGUUUAUUAAAAUAGCAUAUACCAUUAGCACGGCACCAUAUUUACAACAACAAAAUUUUAAUAUACAACUCAAUUCGAAAAAGUAAAGUGUUAGUACAUACGUUUUUACAUCGCACGAAGCAACAAGUUAUAAAAUAUAUAUACAUAUAUACAUAUAUAUAUGCAUAUGUAUAUGUAUAUACAUACAUAUAUACAAAAUAUAAUACUCCUCAAGAAAAUGGCUAAGUUCAAGGCUAAAAUAUGAUAUGUAAAUCGGAAAAUAUUAAUGCUACCGAGGCCACUCGACACGAUGAUGAACUCCUGUAGAACUCGACGAGCUGAACUG